Messenger RNA from Aspergillus clavatus NRRL 1, 576 nucleotides. RefSeq names its product zinc finger HIT domain-containing protein. The record is from RefSeq and is a predicted model, not a curated record. The transcript is spliced from 2 exons. Bases 1 to 576 code for a protein of 191 amino acids. NCBI's taxonomy places the organism in Eukaryota, Fungi, Ascomycota, Eurotiomycetes, Eurotiales, Aspergillaceae.
AUGCCUGGGACCUGCGAGGUUUGCGUCUCGGAGCCUUCCAAGUACAAAUGUCCCACUUGUGGGCUGAUGAGUUGCUCGCUCGCCUGCACCCAAUCCCAUAAGAUCUACUGCGCGCCCAACGUUCAAGCACCCGAUACCACUACCGCGGCGAAUAUUGAUCAGUCACCGUCAAAUACCACCAACGAGCCUGAUGCGAACGAGAACGCCCAGUCGAAACGAGAUGUAUUCGACGUGGAAGCCCUAGCGUCUUCGCCGCAGAUCAAGGAUCUUCUCGCCCAAAACCCCAAGCUUCGUGAUCAAUUGCAGGAUAUCUACAAAACUACACUGGAAGAAGAGUGGGUAGAACAUGGGCACGCAGGCCGAUCCCGACCCUACCGACGGGGACGAGGAGGACGAGGGGGCCACCAGAACAGGGGUUCAUGGACCUGGGAAAAGGGAUAUAACCGGGGUCUGGGCAAAGUCAGGAAGAUGAGAGAGAGAUGUGAGGAAGGACUGGAAACCGGCAAGCAUGCCGAGGACUUUAUGAAAUUCAGGACUCUGAUCAACGGUGACGACCAGAAUCAAACGUCUGUUUGA